AGUGUCUGGAGUAUUUUUUUUUUCCGCCUCCCUGAACUUUCUACUUCGAAAACAGCUUUUUAAAGUUUGCUUGAAACAAUGCUUCGGGUAAUUGUAGAAUCAGCUGCAAAUAUCCCUAAACAUACAUUUGGGAAACCAGAUCCUAUUGCAUCAAUUAUUUUUAAAGAUGAGAAAAAGAAAACAAAGAAAAUUGAUAGUGAACUCAACCCUGUUUGGAAUGAGAUUCUUGAAUUUGAUUUGAAAGGAUUACCACUGGAUAUUUCAUCAUCCCUGCAGAUAAUUGUGAAAGAUUUUGAAACUAUAGGGCAGAACAAGCUAAUUGGCACGGCAUCAGUAGCACUCAAGGAACUAGUAGGCACGCAAAGUAGAUCUCUUCCAUACAAGCUCAUACCCCUACUAAAUGAAAAGGGACUAGGAACUGGAGCAACAAUUGAUUUGGUGGUAGGCUAUGAGCCACCAGCUGGACUUCCAAAUCCAAAUGACCCAGGGGGAACUAACCCAGAGAGCACUGAAGAUGGUGAAGAAGAUGGCGGUAAUGAGGGUACACCCGAUGGUGGAACUGGAGUUCUCCCCCAAGGUGGUCCAAGCAGUUCCCGUGAAGUUCAGCUUGCUCAGCAUAUUACCAAAGGAAAGAAAAAACGCAGGGUGCUUUCUAAUAAACCUCAAGAUUUCCAGAUUCGUGUUAGGGUCAUUGAAGGCCGUCAGUUGUCUGGGAAUAACAUAAAACCAGUUGUAAAAGUACAUAUUGGUGGUCAGACUCACAGAACAAGAAUUAAAAGAGGAAACAAUCCCUAUUUUGAUGAGAUAUUUUUCUACAACAUACACAAUAUGACGCCUUCAGAGCUCUUUGAUGAAACCAUAAGCAUUCGGGUUUAUGAUUCUUAUUCUUUGCGUCCUGAUAGUUUAAUGGGGGAAUUUAAGAUUGAUGUUGGUUAUGUCUAUGAUGAACCUGGCCAUGCAGUCAUGAGAAAAUGGCUGCUUUUGAAUGACCCUGAAGACACCAAUUCAAGUCCAAAAGGCUACUUGAAAGUCAGCAUGUUUGUUCUUGGAACAGGAGAUGAGCCACCUGUGGAAAACAGAGAACGAGAGAAUGAAAAUGAUGAUGUGGAAACCAACCUGUUGCUCCCAGCUGGAAUAGUCCAUCGAUGGGUUACUUUUGUUCUUAAAAUCUACAGAGCUGAAGAUAUUCCUCAGAUGGAUGAUGCCUUUGCACAGACAGUAAAAGAAAUAUUUGGAGGAGAAGGUGACAAGAAAAACCUUGUGGAUCCCUUUGUGGAAGUUUGCUUUGCUGGAAAAAAGGUUUGCACCAAUAUAAUUGAAAAAAAUGCUAACCCUGAGUGGAACCAGCUUAUUAAUCUUCAAAUCAAGUUUCCCUCAAUGUGUGAAAAAAUAAGGCUGAUGGUAUAUGAUUGGGAUCGUCUUACAAAAAAUGACGUUGUAGGCACUACAUAUUUAUGCCUUUCCAAAAUAGCUGCCUCUGGUGGAGAAGUUGAAGAGCUUUCAUCUUCGGGAGCUGGGGCUUCAUCAUAUGAAGCAAAUACUGGAGAAACCGAAGUGGGCUUCUUACCAACAUUUGGACCUUGUUACCUGAACCUUUAUGGAAGUCCAAGAGAAUAUACUGGAUUUCCAGACCCAUAUGAUGACCUAAAUUAUGGAAAGGGAGAAGGUGUCUCUUACAGAGGCAGAAUCCUGGUUGAACUUUCUACAUUGCUCGAUAGCAAACCACAAGCGAAUAAAACUGAAACUAUACCCAGCAAUGAUGUAUUAAUUGUAGAGAAAUAUCAGCGCAGAAGAAAAUACAGUCUCUGUGCUGUGUUUCAUUCUGCCACCAUGUUGCAAGAUAUUGGAGAGCCCAUCCAGUUUGAAGUUAGCAUUGGCAAUUAUGGCAAUAAAUUUGACAACACCUGUAAACCAUUGGCAUCAACCACACAGUACAGCCGGGCCAUAUUUGAUGGAAACUAUUAUUAUUAUUUACCAUGGGCAAACAUAAAGCCAGUAGUAACACUGACUUCUUACUGGGAGGAUAUAAGUCACAGAUUGGAUCCUUUAAACUUGAUUCUUGCCAUGAUAGUAAAGUUGCAAGCAAACCUAACAGCUUUAAAAUCAGGAAUACAAGCAAAGAUGGCAGAAAAUCAAUUGGUAAAGAUACGUUUGGAGCUGAUCGAUGAACUUAUAGUGGACCUAAGUAAGGAGUUGCCUCGCUUAGAAGGCAAGCAGAAUGUCACCGUCCUUGACACACAGAUCCUCAAAUUGCGGGUCAAGUCCCUCCAUCAGAUUCAGGAAGCAGCAAUUAGACUCAGGAAUGAAGCCAUGGAUGUGAAGGCCACUUUGCCAAACAUAGAAGAUUGGCUGGACAAAUUAAUACAACUAACUGAAGAGCCACAAAACAGUAUGCCUGACGUGUUUAUAUGGAUGAUCCGGGGAGAGAAGAGACUGGCCUAUGCACGUGUUCCUGCUCAUGAGAUUUUACAUUCAACAUGUCCUGAAGCAUCUGGCAAAUAUUGUGGGAAAACUCAGACCAUCUUUUUAAAGUAUCCACAAGACAAAAACAACGUCAAAAUACCAGCACAGCUGCGAGUCAAUUUUUGGCUUGGCUUGACUGCAGUCGAAAAAAAAUUCAAUAGCUUUGCUGAAGGAGCAUUCAGUGUAUUUGCUGAAUUGUAUGAAAACCAGGCUCUUAUGUUUGGAAAGUGGGGAACCAGAGGGCUUGUUGGACGUCACAAGUUUUCUGAUGUCACAGGAAAAAUCAAAUUGAAACGAGAGUAUUUUUUGCCUCCCAAAGGAUGGGAGUGGGAAGACGACUGGUUCGUUGAUCCUGAAAGAAGCUUGCUGACAGAAGCAGAUGCUGGCCAUACUGAAUUCACUGAUGAAGUAUAUCAAAAUGAGAGCCGUUAUCCUGGAGGAGAAUGGAAAGCAGCUGAAGAUCAAUAUACAGAUGUGAAUGGAGAAAAAGCACCCCCACCAGGUGAAAUAUCAUGUCCUCCUGGCUGGAUAUGGGACGAUGAAGCUUGGAUAUAUGACAUCAACAGAGCAGUGGAUGAAAAAGGUUGGGAAUAUGGAAUUACCAUUCCUCCUGACAAUAAACCAAGAUCCUGGGGUGCAGCAGAAAAAAUGUAUCACACCCAUCGAAGGCGAAGGUUGGUUAGAAAACGCAGAAAGGAUCCAAACCAAACAACUGCAUCAAAGGGAGCCACAUCAUACGAAGAUCGUGAAGGUUGGGAAUUUGCAUCUUUGAUUGGGUGGAAGUUUCACUGGAAGCAACGUAGCUCUGAUACUUUCCGCCGCAGACGCUGGAGAAGAAAAAUGGCUCCUUCAGAUACACAUGGGGCAGCUGCCAUCUUUAAACUUGAAGGAGCUCUUGGAGCAGAUUUGAGUACUGAAGAUGGAGACCACACUUCUGAAAAGUCCACAGAUUCAGCAGCAGAUUUAUUUGGUGCAAACACUCCAACUGUUUCUUGCAACUUUGACAGAGUUUUUAGUUACCACCUUCGAUGUUACGUCUAUCAGGCAAGAAAUCUUACUGCUUUGGACAAAGACAGUUUUUCAGAUCCAUAUGCUCAUGUUUCAUUCCUUCAUCGAAGCAAAACAACUGAGAUUAUCCAUUCAACACUGAACCCAACCUGGGAUCAAACUAUUAUAUUUGAUGAACUUGAAAUUUAUGGUGAUCCCCAAAUGGUAGCACAAAGUCCUCCUCAGGUGGUUGUUGAACUUUUUGACAAUGACCAAGUGGGCAAAGACGAAUUUCUUGGAAGAACCUUUUGCUCUCCAAUGGUAAAAUUGAACCCAGAUAUUGAAAUAAAUCCAAAACUUCUUUGGUAUCCCGUUAAGAAUGGAGGCAAGGUUUGUGGAGAUGUUCUUUUAGCUGCUGAGCUUAUACUGAGUGAAAAGGGUGGCACCAAUCUUCCAAUUCUUCCUUCACAACGAGCACCAAAUCUAUAUAUGGUACCACAAGGAAUUAGACCUGUUGUACAACUUACUGCAAUUGAGAUCCUUGCCUGGGGAUUACGGAACAUGAAAAACUAUCAAAUGGCUUCUGUGACUUCUCCCAGUCUCAUUAUAGAAUGUGGAGGUGUAAUGGUAGAAUCUGUAGUGAUCAAAAACUUGAAGAGGACACCUAAUUUUCCUGGAUCUGUUCUCUUCAUGAAAGUGCUGUUGCCCAAAGAGGAAUUGUACACUCCAUCACUAGUUCUUAAAGUAAUAGAUCACAGGCAGUUUGGCCGUAAGCCUAUCGUGGGACAAUGUACAAUUGAUUUACUGGAGAGGUUUCGCUGUGAUCCUUAUGCUACUAAAGAAGAUAUUGCACCACAGAUGAAAGUUACUAUUCUAGCAGCUGCACCUUGCCGAGAUGUUGUAAUUGAAGUGGAAGAUGCCCAACCCUUACUCACUUCACAGCUCACUGAAAAGGAAAAAGAAGUUGUGGACUGGUGGAGCAAAUUUUAUGCUUCAAUAGGUGAUACUGAAAAAUGUGGACAGUACCUUCAGAAAGGAUAUGGUACAUUGAAGGUUUAUAACUGUGAACUGGAGAAUGUACCUGACUUUAGGGGUUUAACAGACUUCUGUGAUACUUUCAAACUAUAUCGAGGUAAAAACGAAGAAAAUGAUGACCCUACGGUUGCAGGAGAAUUUAAGGGCUCUUUCCGGAUCUACACAUUACCAGAUGAUCCAACCGUACCACCUCCUCCUCGGCAGUUUUGUGAGUUGCCAGACAGUGGGCCUCAGGAAUGCAUUGUACGGAUUUAUGUAGUACGAGGUUUAGAGCUCCAACCUAAGGAUAAUAAUGGACUGUGUGAUCCUUACAUUAAGAUCAGCUUAGGCAAAAAAGUUGUUGAGGACAGAGAUCAUUACAUUCCCAAUACACUGAAUCCAAUUUUUGGCAGGAUGUAUGAACUGAGCUGCUUCUUGCCUCAAGAAAAGGAUUUGAAAAUUUCCGUCUAUGAUUAUGAUCUGAUGACUCGAGAUGAAAAAGUUGGUGAAACUACAAUUGAUCUGGAAAACAGAUUCCUCUCCCGCUUUGGAUCUCAUUGUGGGAUACCACAACAACACUGCGUGUCAGGUAUCAAUACUUGGAGAGAUCAAUUAAAGCCAACACAACUUUUGCAAAAUCUUGCCAGAGUUAAAGGCCAUCGUACUCCAGUCCUCUCUGAAAAUGGAAAAAGAAUUAGUUUUGGAGGAAGGGACUAUACUUUGGAAGAAUUUGAGGUAAACAAAAUAUUGCACGAGCAUCUGGGACCUGGAGAAGAAAGGCUGGCUCUUCACAUUCUCAGAACUCAGGGCUUGGUGCCAGAGCAUGUGGAAACCAGAACCCUGUACAGUACCUUCCAACCCAAUAUUCCUCAGGGGAAGCUUCAGAUGUGGGUGGAUGUUUUUCCCAAAAGCUUGGGCCCACCAGGUCCUCCUUUUAACAUCACUCCUCGCAAGGCUAAAAAGCAUGAACUACGGGUGAUAAUUUGGAACACCAAGGAUGUCAUCCUGGAUGAGAAAAGCAUCACAGGAGAAGAAAUGAGUGACAUCUAUAUAAAAGGCUGGAUGCCUGGCCACGAAGAGUACAAACAGAAAACGGACGUCCAUUAUAGGUCCCUUGAUGGGGAAGGGAAUUUCAACUGGAGAUUUAUUUUUCCUUUCGAUUAUUUUCCAGCAGAGCAACUCUGUACAGUUUCCAAAAAGGAACACUUCUGGAGUCUUGACAAUACCGAAUUCAGAAUUCCACCCAAGCUGCUUAUUCAAAUAUGGGAUAAUGAUAAAUUUUCUUUAGAUGAUUAUCUGGGUUUUGUUGAACUUGAUUUGCACAAGGCAGUGGUGCCAGCAAAGGUUUCACAAAAGUGCAGUUUAGACAUGAUUCCAGAGCACAAGCCAAUGAACGUGAUGAAGAAUGUUAAGACUGCUUCACUCUUUGAACAAAAAUCCAUGAGGGGGUGGUGGCCGUGCUAUGUUGAAAAAGAUGGUUCCCGUGUUUUGGCUGGUAAAGUUGAAAUGACUCUGGAAGUGCUUGGUGAAAAAGACAUUGAGGAACGACCAGCUGGUAAAGGAAGAGAUGAACCUAAUAUGAACCCCAAACUAGACAUGCCAAACCGACCAGACACGUCCUUCCUUUGGUUCACAAAUCCAUGCAAGACCAUGAAAUUCAUUGUGUGGCGGAGAUUUAAGUGGGUCUUCAUUGGCAUCAUCAUCCUGCUGAUUGUGCUUUUAUUUGUAGCAAUCCUCCUAUAUUCCUUGCCAAACUACAUUUCAAUGAAGAUUGUGAACCCCUUUUCACCUCGUUAAGGAAGACAUUGUUCUUAAAGCUUGACUUUGAAACGAGGUUAUACAAUCUUUGGGCCAAAUUGAACCAUCACCUCAAAUUAUGAGUCUGUCUCUGAUCUCCAGAGUUUUGCACCGAAAAGGAUCAUUUAUGCAAAUUCAACUACUAUCCAAGAUAUUUUGAGAAAUAACAGCCGAAAGUGACUAUAAUUUCUGAAUUAUGACUUUGAUAGAAGAUUAUAAAAUGAUCUGUCUGUUUGGUUUUUAAACAUUUUUCUCAAUGUACCAUUCAUUAUUUUUUUCAGUUUUACCUUCCUUUUUAAAAUAUACUUAAUGUAUUUACACUGUAAUUCUGUACGUGUCUACUGGCAAGUAGUAAGCCCUUUGAGUUUCACAGGGACUGACUUCCAGGUAAGUGGAAACUUCAAAGGUUUAUUUUAAUUAUGAGCAGUUUGAAAUGGUGCCUCUUAACUUUAUUCUUACAAAAGAAAAGACUAUAAAAUGGUUCACUAGUGGCAUGAAUAGGAUACUAUAAAAGGUCAUAAUAAUAGCUCUAAGCUUCAUUUUGCUACAGUCCUGCCUUAUAAACAAAAGCAAUGAAAUAAAG
Notechis scutatus (mainland tiger snake) is the source of this 6844-nucleotide messenger RNA. RefSeq names its product myoferlin (gene MYOF). The record is from RefSeq and is a predicted model, not a curated record. Lineage: Eukaryota; Metazoa; Chordata; Lepidosauria; Squamata; Elapidae. Gene Ontology annotation, biological process: plasma membrane organization. Gene Ontology annotation, cellular component: membrane.